AUGAGGUGGUUUUCCGCAAUAGCGUCUCUGGCGCUUUCAAUAUGGACCGUCCAAGGCCUGGAGGUCAAGAUGGACCAGACCGAGGAGAACCGACAAAGAUGUGCUGGCAUGUACAGUAAAUCAGCCUGGGGCGGACCCGUCGACCCUUUCAUCCUCAUAAAGUUCCUCCCUCAGCAAAGCGAUCAAGACCCCAUCGUUAGCCUGGUCGUCUUUGAGUGGAAGGACGAGGAUCUGAUUGGCGUAUAUCCAAGCCCAGAUGCCCCUCAGAAAGUCGGUAUCUGCGAGGAGAAGCAAAUCGAAGACGGGUUCUGCGAAGAGCAGAACAUCGGAGAGUUCAUUCUGGCAGCCAACGCGACGGAGAAAUCCAAGAACCUCAUACUCACCGACGCAGUACAUCUGAAGGACUCUAAGCCGAUCAAAUAUGAGAUCAAGAAGACAGGUUACUACUGCGUGCUUACAGAUAAGUAUACCGCAAACGACUACACUGCCGUCGUCGAAUUCCGCAACGCGUAUGGAGAGCUGCCGGCAACCCAGAUACCCAAGCUGCCAUUCUAUGGAGGAAUAACGAUUCUCUAUGCAUUGGUCGCCGUGUUCUGGGGCUUCCUCUACUACCAGCAUCAUGCGGACAUCUUGGCUGUGCAGAAUUACAUCACGGCCAUCCUGCUAUUCCUCGUUGUUGAAAUGCUCAUGACCUGGGGCUUCUAUGACUACCUGAACCGUAACGGUUCCAACGUUGGGUCAAAGGUUCUCCUGGUCGUAGUCGGCAUCUUGAAUGCUGCUAGAAACUCGUUCUCAUUCUUCCUGCUGCUCAUCGUCUGCAUGGGUUACGGUGUUGUCAAGCCAACCCUGGGCCGCACCAUGAUUUACGUGCGGUGGUUGGCGAUAGCACACUUCGUCUUUGGUCUGGUCUACGCCAUCACGAGUCUUUUGAUUACUCCUGACAGUGCAGGACCCUUCGUACUCCUCAUUGUUCUGCCCUUGGCAGCAACACUGACUGCAUUCUACGUGUGGACGCUCAACUCGCUCAACUUCACCCUCAAGGACCUCCGGGAGCGCAAACAACACGCAAAAGAGGCGAUGUACAAGAAAUUGUGGUGGUGCAUUCUGCUCAGCAUUCUCGUCAUCUUUGCCUUUUUCUUUUUCAACAGCUUCUCAUUCGCCUCGGCGAGCGACCCUGACUAUGUCCCCUUCCACUGGAAAUCAAGGUGGUUUGUCCUCGACGGGUGGCUGAACCUGGUCUACUUUGCGGAUGUUGCAUGGAUUGCUUAUGUCUGGCGGCCCACUGCCAACAACCGUCGCUUUGCCAUGUCGGACGAGAUUGCACAGGAUGACGACGGCACCUUUGAGAUCAACAACAUGGAUAUCGGGGCGCCAGACGAUUCAGAUGAUGAGGAGGCGAACGUUGGCUCGAAGCCAGCCAUCAACACCACGAGAGGAGGUCAAACGAGUGGGGUGGAAAACUGCCAGGCAACACCAAGUGCGCCGCCUGCAAAUGGCAACAGCCAGCGACCACGGGCGUCGCUGGACGGUGAGACCAUCUUCGCCAUUGGAGAUGACGAUAAGUUCUCAGACGACGACGAUGAGGACGCUGGACUGGUGAAAGGCAGCGGCAAAUAA
This is a messenger RNA of Diaporthe citri, 1617 nucleotides long. RefSeq lists its product as uncharacterized. The record is from RefSeq and is a predicted model, not a curated record. The coding region runs from base 1 to 1617 and encodes 538 amino acids. Gene Ontology annotation, cellular component: Golgi apparatus; membrane. Lineage: Eukaryota; Fungi; Ascomycota; Sordariomycetes; Diaporthales; Diaporthaceae. The transcript has 7 exons. Gene Ontology annotation, biological process: retrograde transport, endosome to Golgi.